CGUGAUUGGCUGAGAGCACCGGGGGUCAAAGGUCGGCGGUCGCUAUGAUUCUCCACAGAUCAGUCAAACAUGGAGUCUAUCUUCCACGAAAAACAAGAAGGCUCUCUGUGUGCGCAGCACUGCCUCAACAACCUGCUGCAGGGAGAAUACUUCACCCCUGUCGAUCUGUCAUCUAUCGCACACCAGCUGGAUGAAGAGGAGAGGAUGAGGAUGGCUGAAGGUGGUUUACUGAGUGAGGAGUACAGGACUUUUUUAGAGCAACCUUCUGGAAACAUGGAUGACAGCGGGUUCUUUUCCAUUCAAGUGAUCAGUAACGCUUUAAGUGUUUGGGGUUUGGAGCUGAUCCCCUUCAACGGCCGUGAGUACCAGGAACUAAUGAUAGACCCAAUAAAUGAAAAAGCCUUUAUAUGUAACUACAAAGAGCAUUGGUUUACAGUACGAAAACUGGGACAUCAGUGGUUUAAUUUGAACUCCUUGUUAACGGGACCAGAGCUGAUCUCAGACACUUACCUUGCACUUUUCCUAGCACAAUUACAGCAAGAAGGCUAUUCCAUUUUUGUGAUUCGGGGGAAUUUGCCUGAAUGUGAAGCAGACCAACUUUUGCAGAUAAUGAGGGUGGAACAACAGCAACGACCAAAACUCAUAGGAGAGGACGAGGCCCAAACAAGCGGGCAGAGGACCACUGUACAACAGGGAGUGGAGACACAACAUGCUAUGGAACAGGGUGUAGUCGAUGAGGAUGAUGAGGAGCUGAGAAAGGCAUUGGCUCUUAGUAGACAAGACAUAGAAGUGGAGGAUGAGGAGGCUGAUCUGCGCAGAGCUAUACAGCUCAGUAUGCAGGGAGCUUCAGGAAGCAGCAACCCUAUAGAUCCCAAAGAUAGUAGUAGUGCUGCAGUAGCUCCAGUUUCCAAAGAAAACACUACAGGAGGCAAGACGGAAAACCUAACAGCAGAGGAGCUCCGCAAGAGAAGACAAGCCUACUUUGACAGACAGUCCCAGCAACAAGCUCAGUCCAUCACUUCACAUCAGCAGGACAAAAAACCUUCCGGUGGAGAACAGGACACUGGUAGUCAAGGCAGCCAGUGAACACAGAGGCUAUGCGGAUUUAUUUCCAAACCUCUUUCGCAAUUAGCUGCCUGUCCAUCUUUUUUAAAAAGUGCAGCCUCUCGCCUCUAAAAAUGGCUUCAGGUUGGGAAUGACAUGAAGGAGCAGAUGGCCAUUCACCAUUAACACACCGCUCUGUGGGUCCACUCAUUAAAAGAAUCAUAUGGACACAACUAACAUUCACAUGGAAAUCAAGCCUGUUCGUUCUUUACUGUUGUUAAUUUUACGGUUAUGAAGGGAGGGCUCAACAACUCAGUAUAGUAAUUUCAUUCUAGGGUUAUGUUCGCACCUGAAGUUGAAAUUGAAGCCUUCCAAAAUAAUGUCACAUGUAUAUGGGAGGCUACAGGAAGAGACAGUGUUUGUACUGUAUGGACAUGCAAUCCUCCAUAAUAUAACAGAUACUGCUGUUCAUUUUUCAGCAGCCUUUUUGUUUGUUGUGUGUUUGCUUAUAUAUUUGCACCAAGCUCCCACUGAGAGCACACCUGUUUCAGGAUAAUCUGCAUUAAUCACUGGAAUAUAAGUAGACUACAUAUUAGGUCAUCCAGUAGGUUCUGGUAAUUUUUUUUUAAAUGGACAUCUAUUUUUUCACAAAAGGGAAUUAUUAUUCUUUAAUUAUGACCUUUCUUGUAUUUUAGAUUAGUUUUUUUUUCUGUUCAUGAGGAAAUUGGUCAGUUUAGCAUUAAAGUAAUAAACAUACCAUUUAUUAAAGAAGAAAACCCUCUUACAUUGAUUCUCAGAAGUGACGAUUAGCUGAUCAUCCAGAGACACAACAUUAAAGUUGUAACCAAACAAUGACUUUUUUUUUGCAUUUUUCUUUUGGGUUUCAAAUACUUUUCAGAAUUCUUGGGGAAAACAGCUACACUUAGUGUAAUAUAAAUCAAAGACUACCCAUCCCAGGACUUACUGGAAGACCAACUAUUACCAGGGCCGUUAGGACGUUAAUUAUUAUUUACUGCACUUCCAAUGCGGUAAAGUAAUAAAUCUUUACCGAGAUUGUUUACAGGUACCCCACACUGGACUGCCCAGUGGUGCAAAUAUUUAGGGAGGAGGCUGAGGGUUAAGUGAGCACAUUAAGAGUCAUAUAAAAUGUGUAAUUAUAAUGGAUGUAUUAUGGUAGUGUAUAUAAAUAGGCUACUAAGAAAUGUUAACUUUUUCCCCCCAACCAUUUUACUUUUAUUAUUAUUAUUUUUUUAAUUUAAUGAACAGUACUUGCAAACUUUUUUUUGCUUUAUUUUUUCCUUUAAAAAGGUAGUAGAAUUACAGUCCAUUGUCUUGGAACAUACUCUUGCUAUAAGUCAGUUCUUUAUACUUAUGUACCAGUGCUGUCAGUUUCAUUUAUCACAAUUCAUUUUUUAAAAAUUUUCUUAAAAUUAAAUGUUUUUUUCCCA
Silurus meridionalis is the source of this 2492-nucleotide messenger RNA. RefSeq names its product ataxin 3 (gene atxn3). Gene Ontology annotation, molecular function: cysteine-type deubiquitinase activity. Gene Ontology annotation, biological process: protein deubiquitination. The coding region runs from base 70 to 1086 and encodes 338 amino acids. Lineage: Eukaryota; Metazoa; Chordata; Actinopteri; Siluriformes; Siluridae. The transcript is spliced from 11 exons. Gene Ontology annotation, cellular component: nucleus. The record is from RefSeq and is a predicted model, not a curated record.